Molecule: messenger RNA, 1424 nt
Organism: Bufo bufo (common toad)
Lineage: Eukaryota; Metazoa; Chordata; Amphibia; Anura; Bufonidae
Gene: ISOC1
Product: isochorismatase domain containing 1
Exons: 5
Coding region: 180-1046 (288 amino acids)
Cellular component (GO): cytoplasm
Source: RefSeq, a predicted model, not a curated record
CUGGAGCCUCUCAGCCUCUCGGGAAAGGGCUAUCACCUAGGCUCCCCCCGCAGCCUGUGUGGCUCCUCCUCCUCCAGAGUGGGUGACAGUGGGAGGGGCAGGGACCAUUUCUCCGGCGGGGGGGAGGCGACCGUACACACAGCCCCCCUCGUUGUCGUGUCCUUGUUGUCAGCAGCGCUAUGGCAGAGCAGCCGGCGGUGUGCGCGGCACAGGUGAGCGGGAGUGUGCCCGUCCUCUUCUGCUUCUCCGUCUUCGCCCGGCCUUCCUCCGUGCCGCACGGCUCCGGCUAUGAAGUCCUGAUCCAGAAGUUCCUCAGUCUGUACGGGGACCAGCUAGACAUGCACCGCAAGUUUGUGGUGCAGCUCUUCGCGGAGGAGUGGGGGCAGUACAUCGACCUGCCCAAAGGCUUCGUGGUCAGUGACAGGUGCAAAGUCCGCCUGGUGCCCCUGCAGAUCCAGCUAACAACACUUGGAAACCUUACUCCCACUAGUACUGUCUUUUUCUGUUGUGACAUGCAGGAGAGGUUCAGACCAGCAAUCAAGUAUUUUGGAGAUAUUAUAAGCGUAGGACAAAGAUUGCUACAAGGAGCACGUAUAUUAGGAAUACCAGUGAUCGUCACAGAACAGUAUCCUAAAGGACUUGGGAGCACUGUGCAAGAACUUGACCUAACCGGAGUGAAGCUUGUGGUCCCAAAGACCAAAUUUUCUAUGGUUUUACCAGAAGUAGAGGCAGCGCUGGCUGAAAUUCCUGGGGUUCGUAGUGUUGUGCUGUUUGGAGUUGAGACUCAUGUAUGUAUUCAACAAACUGCACUGGAUCUGAUUGGCCGAGGGGUAGAAGUUCAUAUUGUGGCAGAUGCGUCUUCAUCAAGGAGCAUGAUGGAUAGGAUGUUUGCUUUAGAGCGCCUUGCAAGGAAUGGAAUCAUAAUCACCACAAGCGAGGCUGUACUCCUGCAGUUGGUUGCUGAUAAGGACCAUCCAAAGUUCAAAGAAAUCCAAAACCUUAUUAAAGCAAGUGCUCCCGAGUCAGGACUCCUUUCUAAAGUUUAACUACAAAUGAAAUGACUCUCCUAAUUGGAUUCCAUUUACUCGUUGUAUUUUCCAGUACAGAAUAAUUACAGAACUGCAUGAUUAUACUUUGGAGCAAACUAACGACUCCAAUAUCUUCACGGACUCCUCCGUAAACUAAAUUAUUGUUUGCCUGCGUGUCAAAUGAAGUGAAUAUUGUAAUGUUGUCUAGCUUCUUAUAGAUAUUAACUAUGAGAGCAGUUAUAUGUGAUAGAUCAGGACCGUGUGCAGUCAAUUUGGUCAAUUUUCAGAGCAACUUGCAGGACUCUGUAGAUUGUGGAGUCUAGUUUGCAUAAGUAUAGGCUGGAUGAUUGGUAAAGGUAUAUGGCAUGAAGAGGCGACAAUCACUUGGUCCAUAUU